Uloborus diversus is the source of this 5515-nucleotide messenger RNA. RefSeq names its product zinc transporter ZIP10-like. Gene Ontology annotation, cellular component: membrane. The transcript has 13 exons. Gene Ontology annotation, biological process: intracellular zinc ion homeostasis; zinc ion import across plasma membrane. The record is from RefSeq and is a predicted model, not a curated record. The coding region runs from base 66 to 2444 and encodes 792 amino acids. NCBI's taxonomy places the organism in Eukaryota, Metazoa, Arthropoda, Arachnida, Araneae, Uloboridae. Gene Ontology annotation, molecular function: zinc ion transmembrane transporter activity.
CUUUCAACUCUCGGAAGAAUUCGUGAGGUUUCGGUUCUAGUCAUAGCGAAGUGUCAUAAGGAAAUAUGUCGCGUGGAGCGGUUAUUGUUUUUGCUCUUAUUGUGUCGGUGUCCGGAAUAACCGCAGAAUUUAAUAUCGAUGUUCAAGACAUUUUGGAUUUUUACCGAAAUCAAGGGAACGUUGAAUUGAGCCAUUCUGUUGAAGACUACGUCGCAUUGAUUAGGGAUAUCAUUAUUGAAAGGAUUACCUGCGGUGAUUUGGAUAAUGGACAAAAUUGUGAAUGUCUCUCCUUUGGCAAUAUCCUGAAAAUCGUAAAAGGACGUUACAAUGACUCCACUAGUACAGAAGUUUUGAACCAACCAACGGAGCAAUUUCGCAAGAAAGAGCAAUUAGCUUUUGUUAGCGUCAUUAUUUUGAACUAUUUCCUUAGACAUGAAAACACUUGUAAUAAUAAUACUAUUCUUCUGGGAUAUAUUGGAGAUUGCCAAAUUUAUAACGAUUGCUGGACAAAAGUCUCUGCUCAAUUUUUGAACGAGAAGAAUGAUACGAUAACUGAUGAAAUUGCCGUUGAGAAAAUGUUAAGACAAGUGAAGUACGUGUAUGAACCUCUUCCGAAUAGAAAGUGUGUAAAUGCGGAAAAGAUUUUGGAAGGUGUUGAAGAAAGGGAACAUAAUCCUCUUAUGCUUCCCAAAGAAGUAUUAAUCUCGAUGAGAAUUUUAAGGACCAUUCUUUACGGAGAAUGUAUUGACGUUGAAGAUUCUGCAUCUGACUUCCUUGAUGACAUCUUCUUACACUAUGGUGAAAAUUGCAAUCGUAUAUUAACUAUGACAGGUUUUGCUAAGCUAUUGGAUGAUUUACAAAUGCAAAGACCAAGUCAACAUCUUGACCAUGAAAUGAAUUUAAGUUUUUGUAACAAAUCUGCAUGGAAACAUCUAUCAAGAACGACACCGAUGCCUCUCCCAACAGAAGAAAAGAAUGACACCUCAGAGUAUUUUGCCACUGGGACAAAUUCUGGAAGUGUUCACACAAAAGGAGAUAAAGACUUAUACGAAGCACUUCAACCUAGCAAUGAAUAUGAGAAAACUGAUGUUAAGAUUGUGACGGGCAAAACUAGCACAAACACGAACACUCAAGACAAAAAUUUAUAUUUAAAGGAACAAAAUGGCGAAAGCACAGUUCCAAUGGGAGGAAGCUUUGAGGUUGUUGAGAAUGGGCAAAGAACAGGAAGUAGUCGUAGAACCAGACAUACACCAAUAGUCCGGGAAGAGCCUGAACACAAGAAUUUGGCCAACGAAUGUUUGUCGCCAGAGGAGCUAGUUCAAAAAUUUCUAACAAAUAAAGACGUUAUUACAUCUGAUGAUUUUCUGCAAAUGUGUCCCGCUUUGGUUCAGCAGGCCGUCAGUGGCGUGUGUAAAUUUAGAGCUGAAAAUCCAAAACCAGCCCAAAACUUAACUUCCGAGAACUCGACAGUGUCUGUAACACCUAGCAAGAAAUCUUUCCGCACGCUACUUGCGUUUGGAGCUAUUACCGUCAUCACUCUAUUAAGUUUAAUAGGAGCCUUCAUGAUACCCAUUCUAAAUAAACCAUUGUACGACUAUGUGUCGGAUUUUUUCCUCGGACUAGCAUUUUCAACUAUGCUUGGAGAUGUGCUGAUUCAUAUCAUGCCUCAGUAUUUAGGUUUACACGUGCAUAGAGAAGGUGAAUCUGAAGAUUCUUUUGAAGUUCCAAAAUACACAAUAAAGCAGCUAACACUAGCUGUAGCUGUGUAUAUAAUUUACCUACUUCAAGCUAUUUUCAAUGGAAUAUUUAAAAAGCCUGGUCAUGGACAUAGCCAUGAAGCAGUGGACAGCAUUGCUCUGAAAAAUGUCAAGUCUACAUCUGACGAAAGUAUGGUUUCCAGCAAUCAAUCAAUCACUGAUGAUAUCGAAAAAGAAAAGAAGGAGCAAAAAACGAAAAAGAUGUUCGAUUCUGCUGAGGUCUUUUGUGGUUUUACUACGAGUGCCCUAGUUAUAAUCGCUGCGGAUACGAUCCAUAAUUUUGUUGAUGGAGCUGCCAUUUCUGUUGCAUUUGCCACGUCAGAAAAAGAUGGUCUACUUAGCAGUGUUGCAGUUCUGUUUCAUGAAAUUCCUCACGAAAUGGCGGAUUUUGUCAUGCUGACACAAGCUGGAUUACCUUUCAAAAAAGCCUUAAUCGUCAAUUUCAUUUCUGGAAUCACGGGAUACGGAGGUAUGAUCAUCGGCGAACUGAUGUCCGAUGAAGCUUGGCGUGUUUGGUUGCAACUUGUCACUGGUGCACUUUUCUUGUAUGUCUCAAUGGGUGAGAUGCUUCCCGAAUUGAAAGCUCCAAUUAAUAAGAAGUGGUUAAAGUUUAUUUUAAAACAGAUCGGAAUCGUCGUCGGUAUUGUUCUGAUGGUCUGCAUCACUAUUUUUGAAAAUUCAAUAUAGAUGAGGAAUCCUUAAAGAUGUCCAUAUACACUAUUCUUGAUAUUUCUUUGACAGUAUUCUGAACAUGUAUAUCUUUUAUCUUUUUACUUAAUAAUAUAUUCACCUUUAUAUAAUUAUUGAAUUUUAUAGCGAUUUUUGCGACUCUGAAGGUUUCCUUUGUAACGGCAGCAUUUACAUAUAUAUAUAUAUAUAUAUUAACUUUAAUACGAAUGUAUAGUAUUCUCGUGAGACCAUGUGUUUUCAUACACAAAUCUAGUUAUUUUUACUAAUUUGUAAAGACAUUUGGACAUUUUUUAAUCUUAAAAGCAUUAUUGUUUUAUUUUUAUUUAUUUUUUUUCAAUUUAUUUAUUUUAUUUUGCGUUUCUUUCCAGAUGGCUUCUUUUUCCGUUUUGAGAACAAUAGCUAUAAAAUUAUUUUAUAAACCAUAUGUUGUGAGACCUCCAGAAAUAUUGAAAGUACAUAAAAAUAAAAGUAAAAAUAUUAACUAUAUGAGAUUAAUCUUAAUAUACUACACAUUUUUCGGACUUUUUCAAAGUAACCUCACCUCUAGAAUUAUUUGUCUUAGUUGUUUGCGUCAAAGAAAAAGAAAAUUAGGUCAGAAGUGGCGCUUUCAAAUAUUCCAAGAAUAUGAAAAUGGUAUCAUUUUAGCAUCAGAUAGUAAUAUUUAUAAGUACAUUUUUGCUAUCGUGUCCAAAUUAAUCGAACCAAGUUGCCAUUUUAAUUUUGCUUCCCGGAUUGUUAGCGCCAUAUGCACAAGAAAAAUAUUUUUAAAAAUAUUUCAAUUCAGCCACCCUGCCGUCAUAGCACAUAAUAAUGCCAACAUUUCCGCAUCUGCUAGUAGCUUAUACAAGUACAUUUUUGCCUGUAUGUCCACACUGUACAUUCCAAAAUUUCAUUUGCAUUUUUUUCAUUUAGAAUCAAAGCGUUAAUAUUAGACAUGACUUUUUUUCGCUUGGUGCUACAUGUGCGACUAUUAUGAUGCAGUUUUCAAACAAAGGAAUAUAUUUCAUAAAAAUUUACAAUAAAAUAUAAGUUAUCUUUUUUGGAAUGUAUUGCAGUUGUAUUGAUUUAAUUGCAACUGCUUAAAUUUGUCAUUUAAUAGUGUCAUUUGGCACGGAUUAUUUUUUCAAAAUCAUGCUUUAAACAUUUUUAUUUCUCUAAAUAAAUAAAUGGCAGAAAUAAAGCUAAUGGUCUCUUUUUCACAAUGUUUUAAAAUUCUUUUAAGGUUUUCGAAGCAAAAUGAAAAUCUCCGUUUGGUUAUAACUAGAAUGCUAUGCGUGCAACUCUUUAUUUUCCCAUUGUUUUUUUAUUUCUUAUUUAUUUAUGUUUUACUUUUUACUUUAUAUUUCUGAAUGAAUCCGUCCAAUAUUUUUAAAUGUAUUCAAGUAUAUUUAUUUAAAAUCAUGUACUUAAAAUUGAUUUUUGGAAUCAAAUUUCAUUAAACAUCUGUGAUAAUAUUUGACUUUGUGAAUUGUUAAUGAUUUUUAUGUGCAGUUCCUAAAAAUAUGAGUUUUUGAUCCAAUAAUUUACUUUUAUGUUUCUUUCCUGUAGCCCAUUUGUGCAUUGUGUUCUUAAUAUCAUCUUAUUUCGUUCAUGCUGAAUUAAAGUUCAAAAUCUAAAUAUUACGUUCAAACGUUCAGUGCCGUUAAUAUUUUUUAAAAGUUAAUUUUAUUUGCUCCAAGAUUUUACUUUGAGCUUCUUGAUAUAUUUCUUAUUUCGUUAGUGUGUAGUAUAAUAAAUUGUUUUGUAUCUUUUUUUAUUCUUGCAAUUUCUUUUACUAAUGUACGUUUAAAAAAGACUCUGAAAGCGCAAAAUAAUUUUGAUCUACUUGCGCACAAAGUCCGUCAAUUAAUUUGUCUCAGUUAGUGUAGCAAACAAUUGUCACUAACCCCUAUACGUUAUUAUGCAUACAUUUUUUAUUUACUAAUUUUUGAGGCCAUGAAUUUUGCAUGAGCAUAAGAAGCAAAAUUAGUUUCAUACACCCUACAAAAGAAUUUUUCCCUUUUUAAAACCUUUAAAUUACUUCUAAACACAUUCUUAAAUAUUCUUUUUUCUCCUGUUUAACUUUAAUCUGUGUAACUUAUUCCUGUAUACUUAAAACUAUUUUUUUAAUUACUAGAUCAAUUUGUAAACUCUUCUUAAUUUGUUACUAUUAAGCAUGUGCGCUCAUACUUUUUUUAAUUUUUUCUACCCCAAAUAACUAAUUAUUUUUCAUAUGGCACGCUAUCAUGCCAAGAAAAUUAUCUUUGAAGUGCAUUGUCUGAGAUAAAAGCUUAUUCUUACCCACACAUAAUUACAUUACGUUUUUGUUAUUAACUACUAGUAUCAAAUUUAGACUAUGUAGAUUUAUUCUUUCAUGUUUUUCUUUCUUUUUUUACAUACUUUUGGGUUGUUUCUUCUUGGAUCUGCAGUUAUGUUUGAAAGUAUUACAUUAGUUGAAUUGGUUGUGGUUCUUUUACCACCGCAACAUUUUAAAUGUCAAAAAAUGUAUUUUUGAAUAAAACUUUUAUCAUGGCUUAUUUUGAAAUAUAGACUUCAGCUGUUCAUAAGAGAAAACCAGAUUCUGAUGGCUUAAGAUUCAUAAGCAUGACCUAAACAUUAAUUAUGUAUCUUUAGGAUACCGAAGCUACCAUAAAAACACUCAUAUCACCUUCGAAACGCUAACAAAGAAAAUGCUCACCUCCCCUGCCUCUCCCUCAUUUGCUUCUUACUAGAAACGUGUUGUAGCCACCUUCUGUUUUUACUGUCAUAGCUUAUAUUUUGAAUAAAAUAUUUUUAAAAAGUAGGAGCAUCAAGAGUAAUUUCAAUGAAAUUAUUAUCAAAACCCUGACUUUUUAUGGCUAAAAUGUGAUUUUUAGCUCUGAAGAGGUAUUAAAACAGCUUAAAAUCACUAGAACACAAAAUUAAUCAACAAUGAAAAAGAGCUCAAAAUUAUCCUCAAAUUACUGGUUCUUCUUUAUAAGCAGCUGUGAAAAAAGGUUUUAAAAGUGUAUUUUAAACCUGAUCUCUUUCUUUACAUUCCAAUAUAUAAGAACUUAUAUAUGUAUUUUUGAAACAAUAAAGGUUUGAGU